This is a messenger RNA of Miscanthus lutarioriparius, 2007 nucleotides long. The record is from the annotation of a GenBank genome assembly. Lineage: Eukaryota; Viridiplantae; Streptophyta; Magnoliopsida; Poales; Poaceae.
AUGGCGUCCGCAUCUCGAGUGAGGCUUGGCACUCUAGUCCCCCUUACCAAGGACAAUGCUGGCUCAUCGAAUGGAUCUGUAUCAAGCAUUCCCAUAUUCCAGGGGUCCAAUGUAGUCGGGAGGGAUCAUUUGGUUGUCGUCGACAAGAGGAUCAGCCGCAAGCAUCUGAGCCUCCAUGCCUCCACUGACAGCUCCAUUGAAGUAGUAGUGGAAGGUCCAAACCCUAUAAUGGUGCGGUCGAAGGGGCAGAGGUUGAAGGUUUGUGCUAAAGAGAAAGCCAAGAUUGCACAUGGCGAUGUCCUGGAACUGAUUCCUGGUGACUAUUUCGUGAAGUAUGUGGACAUGGGUGAUGAACAUAAAAGUACUGUACCAAUGAAUUUGAGCGACUUAAAGAAGGGUAAGAGGCAUAGUGAGGAAGAUAGUGCAGCAGUCAAGAGGAAUAGACAGAUUAUGGAAGAUGAGGCUUUGGCAAGAACACUACAGGAAAGCUUCGCAGAAGACGACACAGCUGUUUCUGGCAUGACUUCUGUCCAAAAAAUAAGUUCACAUGACAGUGCUGGUUCUUCUGGAAGAAAUAAUGAGAGAACACGCUCUGUUGGUCCUUUGAAAGAUAUUCUCCCAUUGACUUUUCGGCUCAUGCGUGUCCAAGGUCUUCCAUCAUGGACUAACACUUCCUCAGUUAGCAUUCAAGAUGUCAUUCAGGGUGAAGUGCUUCUUGCUGUACUCUCAAAUUACAUGGUGGAUAUUGACUGGCUGCUUACUGCAUGCCCAAGUUUGAGGAAGGUUCCACAUGUCCUGGUUCUACAUGGACAAGAUGGUGCUUCAUUAGAGCUUAUGAAGAAACUGAAGCCUGCAAAUUGGAUCCUCCACAAACCUCCACUCCCAAUUUCAUUUGGAACACAUCAUUCUAAGGCCAUGUUGCUUGUAUAUCCUCAAGGAAUUCGAAUUGUUGUGCACACAGCGAAUUUGAUACAUGUUGACUGGAAUUACAAAAGUCAGGGACUAUGGAUGCAAGAUUUUCCCUGGAAAGACACAAAUGAUAUGAAUAAAAAAGUUCCCUUUGAGAAUGAUCUAGUUGAUUAUCUCAGUGCACUUAAGUGGCCUGAGUUCAGGGUAAAUCUCCCCGAGGUUGGUGAUGUCAACAUCAAUGCAGCAUUCUUUAGGAAAUUUGACUAUAGAAAUUCAAUGGUCAGGUUGAUUGGAUCGGUUCCUGGUUAUCAUGUGGGCCCCAAUAUUAGAAGGUGGGGCCAUAUGAAGCUUAGGAAUGUUCUUGAUGAAAUCACGUUCGAUAAACAAUUUUGCAAGUCCCCUCUGAUUUAUCAGUUUUCUUCCCUGGGGUCACUUGAUGAGAAAUGGAUGAGUGAAUUUGCAUGCUCGCUGUCAGCUGGUAAAUCAGAUGAUGGAUCACAGCUAGGAAUCGGGAAACCACUGAUUGUCUGGCCUACGGUGGAGGAUGUUCGGUGCUCAAUAGAGGGUUAUGCAGCUGGUAGUUGCAUCCCAAGCCCACAAAAGAAUGUUGAGAAAGACUUCUUGAAGAAAUAUUGGUCCAGGUGGAAAGCGGAUCAUGUAGGUCGUUGUCGGGCUAUGCCUCACAUAAAAACUUUUACUCGUUACAGUGGCCAAAACAUCGCAUGGUUUCUGCUUACCUCAUCAAAUUUAAGCAAAGCUGCUUGGGGCGCUCUGCAGAAGAACAACACACAGCUAAUGAUACGCUCAUAUGAGUUAGGUGUAUUAUUCUUGCCCCAAACGCUUCAAUCAAUACCGCAGUUUUCAUGCACGGAAAAGAGCCACUCAAGCCGGGAUGGCGUCGCCCUUGGCAAGACGAUCAAGACCAAGCUGGUCACUCUUUGCUGGAAAGGUGACGAAGAGGAUCCAUCUAUUGUGAGAUUGCCUGUGCCAUACCAGCUUCCUCCACAACCUUAUGGCACACAAGAUGUCCCUUGGUCAUGGGAUCGGAGGUACACAAAGAAGGAUGUGUAUGGUUCCGUCUGGCCUCGACAUGGUUAG